This is a messenger RNA of Gasterosteus aculeatus aculeatus (three-spined stickleback), 2212 nucleotides long. It is a transcript of the gene dcaf7, whose product is annotated as ddb1 and cul4 associated factor 7. Gene Ontology annotation, molecular function: protein binding. The record is from RefSeq and is a predicted model, not a curated record. NCBI's taxonomy places the organism in Eukaryota, Metazoa, Chordata, Actinopteri, Perciformes, Gasterosteidae.
AAGUAACAUGGGUUUGGAUGGACUUGACAGCGCUUUAGUUCAUGGCGAGAAAUGGUGCUCUUUGUUAAGUAAAGUAGUGAGGAAUCUUGUUCCUUAUCAAGAUUCAUUCAAUCAUAUGCUCUUUGCCACCGCAUCUGCUGGUGUCUGUUGCUGAAGUCGCAGUACAGGGAGGCAGUUGGCCGAGGCGACUACUUAUUUCGCUAGCUUGUCAGCUAACAACAGCUGCACUUUGCGAGGAUGUCGCUUCACGGCAAAAGAAAAGAGAUCUACAAAUACGACGCGCCAUGGACGGUGUACGCGAUGAACUGGAGCGUCCGGCCGGACAAACGCUUUCGGCUGGCGCUUGGGAGCUUUGUGGAGGAAUACAACAACAAGGUCCAGCUGGUGGGUCUGGAAGAAGAGAGCUCGGAGUUCGUCUGCAGGAACACGUUUGACCACCCGUACCCCACGACCAAGAUCAUGUGGAUCCCGGACACCAAAGGGGUGUACCCGGACCUGCUAGCCACCAGUGGGGACUACCUGCGCAUUUGGAGGGUCAGCGACACAGAAACACGUCUUGAAUGUUUGCUCAACAACAACAAGAACUCGGACUUCUGUGCUCCACUCACAUCUUUUGACUGGAAUGAAGUUGAUCCGAAUCUGCUGGGUACUUCAAGCAUUGACACCACCUGCACCAUCUGGGGGUUGGAGACGGGCCAGGUGUUGGGACGAGUGAACCUGGUGUCUGGCCAUGUGAAGACCCAGCUGAUUGCUCAUGACAAAGAGGUGUAUGACAUUGCGUUCAGCCGUGCAGGAGGUGGCAGAGAUAUGUUUGCCUCUGUGGGGGCCGAUGGAUCCGUCCGCAUGUUUGACCUUCGGCACCUGGAGCACAGCACCAUUAUCUAUGAAGACCCCCAGCACCACCCACUGCUUCGCCUUUGCUGGAACAAGCAGGACCCCAACUACUUAGCUACAAUGGCCAUGGACGGCAUGGAGGUUGUCAUCCUGGACGUACGUGUGCCUUGCACUCCGGUCGCUCGGCUAAACAACCAUCGUGCUUGUGUCAACGGGAUCGCCUGGGCCCCGCACUCGUCAUGUCACAUCUGCACUGCAGCUGACGACCACCAGGCUCUGAUCUGGGACAUCCAGCAGAUGCCGCGAGCCAUUGAGGAUCCCAUCCUGGCCUACACUGCUGAAGGGGAGAUCAACAACGUGCAGUGGGCGUCCACGCAGCCGGACUGGAUCGCCAUCUGCUACAACAACUGCUUGGAGAUCCUGCGUGUCUGAAACUACGAACACUUAAACGUAGAAGAGAAGCUCCUUCUUGUUUUUGAUUUUUAGUCUUCGUUCUGCUGCUUUCAAGACAAGGACAAGGACACGAGUGAACUUUUUGAACGUGUUUGGAGUAUCACACAGCUACACCGCAAUAACCUGGUUUUCAUUUUUGUCACGCGUCUUCACUCCAUUGUUCUUCUAUUAAAUAUUUAAGCUCUUAUUUAUUUUGCUCACAGGGUAGUAUUCAGAAGCUUUGAAAUCUGAUUUUUAUACUUCUUGGUGUCGGGCCGUUGUGAAACUACCAGGAAGGGUUUACGUGUUGUGUGCUUCACCCUUGAGUUGUAAAUGCUGAUGCAGACUGCUAGAGGCGGCAGAAGAUGACCACUCAAGGAAUAUGUGGGAGCCUUUUUGUGGACUCACACCAUAUUAUUUACAAUUCAAAGGUCAUAUACCAUUGUUCUGUGUUCCCCGGCAUACAUUUUAAACAGGCUCAAACUUGGGGCAUGUUAAAUUUGUACAAAUUGUCAGCUGACCCGAGAGGGAUUCGUAUUGUCACUUUAGUGGUGCUUGUCAUCAUAUGGCGUGUUGAUACUGUGAGGUAGCCAUGUACAGCAUUAGUCUGAACCUACCAGAGCAAUAUGAUUCAGCGCCUCUGAACUUCCGACUUAGUCAAUUCUUUAUUUGUUGAAGAUUGUGCUUUGACAGCUGCAUUUUCAAGUUGUGAAAGUGGGAGGAGCGUAAAACAACAUCCUGAGUCUGCCUCUCUUUUUGUGGUUUCCAACAAUUAAAGGGUUGUGUCCUUGUAGCAUGCCAUUACAAGGCAAAAGUGUACAUACAUAUAAAUAUAUCAACUAGAGAUGUUGGUAAGACCCGUGUUCAUGUUGUAGCUUUUUCAUAAAGUUUAUUAUUGAAUUUGCUCAAAUAAAUUGUAUACUUCCUUGUUCUAGGAACAAGCUUA